ACGUUUUAAUUUUUUUUUCCAUAUCGAGCCAUAAACACAUUUGGAAACCCCUGCCUCGGUUACCGCACCAAGUUCGAUUACCAAAAGUAAACAAUCAUCAUAUCUGCGCGCCACGCCACAGUGAGCUGCGCGCGCUCCUCUCUCCUCAACCAACUCUUCUCAAGCAGCGUGUUUUUGCCAGUCAUUUGUAUUCCGUUGUCCACCCGCCUGCCAGCGCGAACGGCGAACCGUAUUAUAGUAGCUGUCCUCACGCGGCUAUUCAAAAUAAAUAACUCACUCAGACACAUCGAACUAAACUGUUAUGCCGCAAACUUGUUCCGAACGACGACGACGACGGCCACGGACGGCGAACGAUUGACGAGCGUAGCGUAGAUGACGUCGCCGCGUACUUCUACAUAGUCGUUGCCGUCGCGUCGCUCCAAGUUGUCUUGCAUCGUCGUGCGCUGCUAUCAGAGUCGGUCAGUCAGUCUUCACGAUGGCUUCAUACGAUUCCGUUCGACGUAUCUGGAGCGGUCCGCGUCAACCUUGCAUUUUCAACCCGGAGUGUAACUUUGGUCAGAUUGUGCUGAACCUGUUGGAUCGGUCGCCGGAGAAAGUGAUCCAGAUCGAUGCCGACACCGGGCGGGAGAUGACCCGGGCCGAGAUGCGCCUGCGGGUGGUCCGGGCUGCGCAGCAUCUACAGAAGCUCGGUUACGGGGUCGGUGACAUCGCAACGGUAGCGGCAGUGAACAGUGAGAAUUUGGCGCCCCUGGUGCUGGCGCUGCAAGUCAUCGGUGCGGGUUUCAACGCCCUGGCACCGACGUUCGACGCAGAAGAAAUGGCACACAUGAUGCGGCAAACGCAGAGCAAGUUGGUGUUCUGCGACGCCGAUAAUUACGACACGGUGAAGGUCGCCGCCGACAAGGCGCUCGAAGGCGAUUAUCGGAUCUACGUGAUGGAAGACGCUCGAGAGGCUGCCCUGGCGGUCGAUCAGCUGUUUCAGCCGACGGGGACGGAGCACAUGUUCUACCCCCGUUAUCUGGGAGAUUCUUACAAACUGAUUGCAAACAUCACAUGUUCAUCGGGAACAACCGGCCUGCCGAAGGGAGUCUGCAACUCACAUGCCCAAACGAUCUCCUGCUUCUGUAGAGUAGUGAACUUGUCCACAGAGAUCUGCCUCAACUUCAGCACCCUGUACUGGGGCACCGGCGUGUACGUGCUGAACAUGUCGGUCAUGAACGAUGGUACCCGGCUCAUCACACGGCGACCGUUUUCGGUGGAUUUGUUCUACGAGCUGAUCGCCAAGUAUCGCAUUCGGUUCCUGUACACUCCGGCCUCGUACGCGCUGGGCAUUACGAGUGAUGCCCGCGCCGGUGAGAUGGAUUUUUCCAGUAUUAAGUUUUGGGCAUUGGGUGCUUCGAGCGUUUCCGAAGCUAUUCGGGAUGCGGUGGAUGGGUUGCUGAAACCGUCGGGUGGGAGGUCGUACAAUUUCUACGGAACGUCGGAGAGUGGGUUUUUGGCGGCGGAUUUCAUGCGAAGGAAAGCGAAUGCUGUGGGUCAGGUCGGUACCAAUAUGCAGGUUCGGAUAGUGGAUGAGGAUGGGGAGCCGCUGCAGGUGGGCGAAACUGGGGAACUGGUCGUCAAGUCGAUUGGAAUUCCCUUUCUGGGUUACUACAAGAACGAAGAAGCUACUCGGGAAGCCUUGGACAAGGAAGGAUGGUUCCGCACCGGAGAUAUCGGCUAUUUCGAUGAGGAAAAAUACCUGUAUUUGGUAGAUCGGAAGAAAGACAUUCUGAAGUACAUGGGCAAUCAGGUAUCUCCGUCAGAGGUUGAAGCAGUUAUCGAACAGAUGGCGGGAGUGAAACUAGUAUGCGUUACCGGAGUGCCGAAUAAAACGGGAACAUCAGAUUUGGUUACUGCUGUUAUUGUCAAAGAUCCAAGUUCACAGUUAACAGCUGAGGAAGUCGAACAGCAUGUGGCGAGGAACUUAAGCGAUCCAAAGCAUUUACGCGGAGGCGUCUUCUUCGUGGAGCAACUUCCGAUGACCUCCAACGGAAAAGUUGUUAGAAGGAAAGUACGAGAUAUCAUUCUACAAGAGCAUUUUAAAAAAUGAAUAAAUAUUAGUUACA
This is a messenger RNA of Aedes albopictus (Asian tiger mosquito), 2108 nucleotides long. Its product is annotated as probable 4-coumarate--CoA ligase 3. Gene Ontology annotation, biological process: long-chain fatty acid metabolic process; fatty-acyl-CoA biosynthetic process. Gene Ontology annotation, molecular function: long-chain fatty acid-CoA ligase activity. The record is from RefSeq and is a predicted model, not a curated record. Lineage: Eukaryota; Metazoa; Arthropoda; Insecta; Diptera; Culicidae. The transcript is spliced from 4 exons. Bases 476 to 2092 code for a protein of 538 amino acids.